AUGUCGGCAACGUGAGUGCGGCACACGUUUCUACAGUGUAUAUAUUGUGCGCGUGUGUAUGUGUGUGUGUAGGUACUGCUAUAAUUCACUCCUCUGCUCUCGCGAAAAAACUUAAUCAAAACAAAUCGAUGAGCGGUAUUGAUCCUUGGCUAGCAUCUAGACUGAGCCCGGACGCCGAAUGUGAAAGAAAAAUGAACCUCAACUCAAGUGAAAUGAGCCAAAGCGAAGAGUGGACAUGCAAUCCGUUUAAUAAGAAAAAACCAUUUCACGUGUCCAUGGUGUCAGACAUGAUAAUAACGCACCACGAUAGUGCCAUGAAGGACAGACUGUCCGGAAAAUCUCAUGCUGUUUCGGUACAGUUGCCGCAGCAAAGGAAUGAGGAGCAAUGUGAAAACCUCGAUGGGGAAACGCAGCAACAUGCCGAAAGAACUGGUCCGCACCGAAAUCAGUUAAAGAACGUCAGCAAAGAGGACCCGAUGUCACAUCGUAUAAUAGAAAAACGACGACGCGAUAGAAUGAAUAAUUGCUUGGCCGAUCUGUCACGACUCAUACCAGCCGAAUAUAUGAAAAAAGGUCGAGGUCGAGUUGAAAAAACCGAAAUAAUCGAAAUGGCCAUCAAACACAUGAAGUACCUACAAUCUAACGUUUCCUCGUCGGCGGUGAAUCAGCCAUCACCACGUGAACCCGCAGAACCACUGGAAGCCGAAAAAUCCGAAAAUUCUACCCCCGAACAACCCGAAAACUCCAUUUUGAUGGCAGAACAGUACAAGAUGGGGUUUUUGGAAUGUCUGACAGAGACCAUGCAGUAUCUCGUCGAGGGGCACGGAUAUCCGCCCAACCACGGAUUGUGCUUGUCUCUCAUAAACCACUUGCAGCAACAUUGUGCUCAGAUAAUCAAAGGGAAACAAGUGAUCCAUGAUGUGAUGAAACAAGAGAUCAUGCUGGAAGUAAACAAGUUCAACGCGAACAUGCUAUCAUACCUUGACGUUGAGGGGACUUACGACGAGACCGGUCAACAAAAACCUUCUUUGAAAAACUUGAAAUCUCAUACGUCGGCAAACGCGUCAUAUGACCAGACCAUAGCGGACAGGUGCAACAUGUCGUUCACGACGGACUCGUAUUCGUCCAACGGGUCCAUGUACAAGUUCAAGACGGACAUCAAACAGCGGUUCAGCGCCGAGAACAGCGGCGAGGACCUGGCCGAUUACUACGCGCCGGGCAAGAAACGGCGCCGGAAAGAAUCGUCCGACUGCACCGAAGACUGCAGACAGGAGGUGCCGAUAUUCGCGCUGCACGCCAAUGGGUCGUACUACAUACCGCUGACCGUCAACAGGGACAUCAUACCGCCCGUCCUGGACCACGCGCUAACCGAAAACCGUUCGUCGGUCAUCGUGCACCCGAUAUCGAUUUCGGUCAACUUCCAAGCGACCAAUCAGUUCUGAAGAACGGCGACGUAAUCCCGACGGCGCUUGGCGGACGGAUCACGGCAUGUCACUGCAGAGACGCAGCGCGGGGCCGGGGCUGCUGACAAAUCGACACAAGAAACGACGAAUUGGAACAAAAUACGCGCCCUUGGGCAUAAUAAUAUAUUAUGAUGUUUCCCGAUUUUUGGUUCUCCGCGGUUGAGCUUAUUAUUAUACACGUGCAACUGUGCGUUUGGUUUUGUUUUAUUCAGAAAAAACUUUUUGGGCUUCAAAACUCGUCCAAAUAUUUCAAAAACCUGCACUUAAUGGAUAUAGGAAAUCGAACACAAAAAUUAAAAUGUUCUAUUAUGGGUGUUAUUGGCUCCCAUAUAAGCAAUUCUCAAAAGCUUAAGGUUUGAAAUCGAAAAACGAUCAAAAACAACCGCGAAUAAAUGAGUAAUAAAUAUUGUAAUUUUAAUUCAGUUAAGGUGUCAUAAUUAUAUUUACUAAUUUCAAUGCUCAGCGAGUAAUAAAGUUUCAGUAAGUUGACAAUUGUCAGGAACCCCUAUAUCCCUGUUCCCUCCUGCACCGGCAAUACAUAUCCAGACGAACCAUCACCUGUGUUGGGAAUAUGACUCUGGACUGAGGUCUUGUAAGCUUAAAAAUUUAUCAAUAUAUUGUCGGCGAUAUGGUGCAAUUUUAAAUGUGUAUGUAACUUAGAGUAUAUAAAUAAAAUCAUUACAUUAUUGUCGUUAAUGAUUUAAGCAUAUUUUCCUAUUUUCCUAUACAGUUAUUGUAAAUUUUCUAUGUAUCAAAACCAAUAAAUUUACUAUAGAUUGUUUAA
Molecule: messenger RNA, 2247 nt
Organism: Myzus persicae (green peach aphid)
Lineage: Eukaryota; Metazoa; Arthropoda; Insecta; Hemiptera; Aphididae
Product: class E basic helix-loop-helix protein 40-like
Exons: 7
Coding region: 129-1442 (437 amino acids)
Biological process (GO): regulation of neurogenesis; regulation of circadian rhythm; regulation of transcription by RNA polymerase II
Cellular component (GO): nucleus
Molecular function (GO): DNA-binding transcription factor activity, RNA polymerase II-specific; protein dimerization activity; RNA polymerase II cis-regulatory region sequence-specific DNA binding
Source: RefSeq, a predicted model, not a curated record